AACAAUUUGGCUUCAUUCUCUCUCUUCUUCUUCUUCUUCUUCAAAACUCUCUGAAAAUUCUGUACUCUUCACAAUCAUCAACAACAAUGGUUCAACUCAUGAGAUCUGAUUCUGAUAAUAAUCACUUCAAAAAAGUCAAAUUGGAAUCUCAACAAGAUGAUGAUCAUCAACUUCAUUCUAACAAGCGUCCCAAAUUUGAUUUCAACUCUGAUUCUCCUAAGUGUGAUUCAGGUGAUGAUUCGGGUCCGAUUUCAUACAACCCUUUGGAUGAACCAAGUCCACUUGGUUUGCGUUUGAAGAAGAGUCCAUCACUUUUGGAUUUGAUUCAGAUGAAGCUUUCACAAACUUAUGAAUCCAAGAAGAAAGAUCAGAAGGGUUCUGCUUCUGCUUCUGCUGCUGCUGCUGCUGCUGAUAGCAAGCUCAAGGCUUCAAAUUUUCCUGCUACUGUUUUGAAGAUUGGUACUUGGGAGUAUAAGUCUAGAUAUGAAGGAGAUUUGGUGGCGAAAUGUUACUUUGCGAAGCAUAAGCUUGUAUGGGAAGUUCUUGAUGGCUGUCUCAAGAAUAAGAUUGAAAUUCCAUGGUCUGAUAUCAUGGCUCUCAAGGCAAACUACCCUGAUGAUGCUCCAGGAACAUUGGAAGUUAUUCUGGCAAGGAGGCCCCUGUUUUUCAGGGAGAUCAAUCCACAACCAAGGAAGCAUACCUUGUGGCAAUCAACAACAGACUUUACUGGUGGACAAGCCAGCAUGCAUAGGCGCCACUUUGUGCAAUGCCCUCAAGGUCUGUUAGGGAGGCAUUUUGAGAAGCUCAUACAGUGUGAUCCCCGUCUCAACUUUCUGAGCCAACAACCGGAUUUUGUGUUGGAUUCUCCAUAUUUUGAGACUGGAACUGCAAUUCAUGACCACAUUGAAUUGAGUGAUGGUUUGGAUAGAAGAAGUGAAGGGAAAGCUGGGAUUUUUGGACUGCAUGAUGUGGAAUCAGGAUCUGGAGGUCAAUCAUCUUCCUCCAGAAGUGAACAAAAUCUUAUGGGUAAAGCUGUUGAAAACAAUUUCCAAGAAAUUACCUCACCUAGCUCAGUGAUGAACCCCCAUGCAAUCAAAGGUUUCAGGAGCAGAGGACCUGAAUCUGAUAAGUUUCUCAGCAAUUUGAGUCAGAUUAAGCUGCCUGGUCUUCACCCUUCGAUGUCGAUGGAUGAUUUGGUUAACCACAUCGAACACUGUAUUUCAGAACAGAUGGGACCUGAAAAUUCCAGCUUCACUAAUGACAGAGCUGUGUUGGAGGAAUUCACACAAUAUCUUUUCAAUGACUCUAUUUUUCCACCUGUCUCUGAUGAACAGUCUGAUGAACAGAAUGUCAUGUCAAGGGUGAACUCCUUAUACUGCCUUCUUCAGAAAGACCCUUCUGCACCUGAAGAAAAACAGGUUCAAAAUGGUAACAAUGUUUUCGAUGCAGCUGAAGAUAGAAAAGUUGAUGAGGGCAAAAGUAAAAUGUUUGAUUUGGGAUUUCAACAAGAUGAUGAUGAUGAUGCUUCUGGUAGCCAGCAGCAAGAAAAUGGUCUGUCCAGGAAAGAAUCAGCUGGAGAUUUGCUUCUGAAUCUUCCAAGGAUUGCUUCUCUGCCACAUUUUCUGUUUCCUAUGUCCGAGGAUUCUGGUAGUCAUGUUAGAUAGUAGUGAUCUCAUAAAGCUUAGCAUCACAAAAAACCUCUUUAUUGUAGUCUUUCGCACAGUGUGCAUAUUUUAUGUGCAUUUGGUUACUUAAUCUCAAUGGGAUUCAGAGAUUCUGAUUGAUGAAGAAUUCCAACAGUGAUAUUUUACAUUUCCAGUUAUAAACAAGACAACAAAAAUAUGUUGGUGUGUUUGGGAUAUACAACAGUUUUUUUCUUCAAUAAAAUAGACAGCAGCUUAUGUUUUUUAA
Messenger RNA from Medicago truncatula (barrel medic), 1911 nucleotides. RefSeq lists its product as uncharacterized. Lineage: Eukaryota; Viridiplantae; Streptophyta; Magnoliopsida; Fabales; Fabaceae. The transcript has 6 exons. Bases 87 to 1664 code for a protein of 525 amino acids. The record is from RefSeq and is a predicted model, not a curated record.